Molecule: messenger RNA, 2564 nt
Organism: Acanthaster planci (crown-of-thorns starfish)
Lineage: Eukaryota; Metazoa; Echinodermata; Asteroidea; Valvatida; Acanthasteridae
Product: bifunctional peptidase and arginyl-hydroxylase JMJD5-like
Source: RefSeq, a predicted model, not a curated record
GACACUGAAUGAAAGUGCUUGACUGCUUGGGAAAUUAUGAACAAUUGUUUCUUUGUGAAUUGGUUGUUUGGUCUCAGUGACAUUACAUAGGCCGGAAAAACUAACUGCUAAACUAGUGCUAGGCCUUUUGCUUAUUGGCAGUACUGCUGCAAAGACGUGCUUGUGCCUAGGCCUGCGUUCUAGGCCGGCCAAUUAAAGAUUAUGCAAAGGUACUACUUUCCUGCUGCAUAAUAAGCAAGCUCAAUUGCCAUGAUCAACCUCAUAGCCAGGUACAGGUCAAAGUGUCACCCUCUUCUCAAGGGAUUUUCACCUUGUACCCAUGUAACCAGUCAUUCCAGGGGUAAUUUUUAAGAGUGGUGGGGUAUUCUGCACUCUGCCCAGCAUGCAUGUGCGCAAGUCUGAGUAAACUAGACAGUCCAACAAUGUGGGGUCCCGCCACCAGUCAUGUCCUGCUCAUCACCUUGGCAGUUCUGUGUGAGCGAACUGGGCAGCACAGCUCUCUCGAUGCCAGCAAUUUGGACAUUUUCUACGACCCCGCUGCUAAAGCCCCACUGGGCUCCCACCGCGAGCCCACCGACUUUCUUGAUGAGUUGUAUGAGGUCCCUGGACCCGAGGAGUUCAACCGGCGCUAUGUCAGCCAGUACCGCCCCGUGGUCUUUCGGCAAGCUGCGCGGCAGUCCAAAGCGUACCAUCUGUGGACUGAAGAGUAUCUCACCCAGAAGUACGGUAACUUGACUGUGAGACUAGAGGCAAGACACGAAGAGAACUCGCGAAUACCGGCUGGUGUUGGGGGCCUUGGGCGGGACACCAUCGCUCAUUUCCUGCAGCACUACCAGUCAUUGGACGGCUACAUCAUAUCCACGGUCCCUUCCCCAAUGGAGCCUGACAUUGCCAUCCCUCCCUGCUUGACCUGUGGCUCUUUCUCACGAAGCAUUCAGGAAGUCCACUUGUUUCUGAGCUCUAAAGGUGGCAAGACCCUUCUUCACAGAGACCCGUACAGCUCAGUGCACUGUGUCUUCAAUGGAACCAAGCAGUGGCUUGUCAUUGAUCCUAAGCAGAAAGCCUCUCUGUACAUAUCAGAAGAAUCAACCUAUGAGUUUGGUGGAUAUUCAACCAUCGAUGUAGAUAACGCAGACUUGACCAGGUACCCCAAGUUAAGAAAUGUGGAGUACGCUCGGGUCAUACUGAACAAAGGAGAUUGCAUCUAUAUGCCGAGUGGUUACAUGCACCAGGUGCGCUCCAACGGUUACCUCAAUGCAGCGGUCUCCAUAUGGUUCUCUCAUUACUAUGAGUUUGACAAUAAGGGUUGCCUUGACAACCAUGGCCCAGCCGACUUCCGGCCAAUGAAUGAGGUGGAUGUGUUGUGGAGGUACAGUGGUCAUGGCAACCUAUCGCAGGGCAUGAUGGACAUUCACGUGCUGAGAACUGUCUUGCAGACUGUGGCAGACAAAGAUGGCAAAAUAUGGAUUGACAGUUUUGUGACCAAUUUCAUUUAUGGCGAAAAGAAUGACCCAGGGUAUUACAAGAUGAGACAAGAUUCGUUCCGUUCAGCAAUAGAUCCUUCCAACAGGGGCUACAUCACAGUGGAGGAGCUGAACAGCUUCUCCAUCUCACAGCUCAAGGACCUGGUGUUGUCACUGAAAGUUCUGGACCCAUCUGAUACGGACCGGUUUGAGUACGCUCACAUCCAGGCCUAUGACGUCAGGAUUUUGUACGAGGACCUGUUAAGUGAGAGCCCAGAUGAAACCUUCAAAAGAAGUGAGUUUGUUGAGGCCUACGUUGAAGAUCUUGGAGGCACCAGCGUAGUUGCAAAUGAGAUUUUAGAUCACUUUGGGAAAGAUGCUGACACAAUCACUGCUGAAAUGGUGGACAAAAUGGCCGAUGCCUCCCUCUCCCAAUUUCAGGAGGUCCCGGAAUUCGACCCAUUUUUGGAACACCUGUGGUACAAGCACUUGGUCAAGGAAGGCAUCAUCCAGAAAUUCAAGGUUGUGCAUGACGAACUGUGAGUCAACGUUCUCUGUUUGUGAAGAAGGCCUAAUAAUGGUGUGUCCAGUAAGAACUGUGUUAGACAUUCCUACAAAUUAAACUUUCCAAACCCUGUCUCAUCCAUACAUCCAUCCACCUGUCCAAAGAACAGGGGGAGGGGUGGGGCUUAAAGAUGAUUGUUGUUUCCUGUGAAGAAGAUUUGUGUCUGAGCAUGACUUUCCUAGUAGGUGUGUCAGCUUGUACCCCAUAUGACCACCUAUCUAGCAGUGUAGUUGACAUGCCAAUUUUUUUUUUUCAUUUUAAUUUUCUUCACAUUUAUGUGGAUGUAAUCCACUUUGUGAAACCAACUGACGGCAGAAUUGAAGUUGAAUUUUUUCAUGAGUCAAUUACAAGUUCAUUAUGCCAACUCUCGAGUUUUGUGCCAUGAAAUGGGAUGAUUAGAAAUCAGAGGAAUGCCUUCAUCACAAUGAAUUGCAUAGCUUGUGACUCAAAGUGAGGCUGUAUGACCUGUGAUGGACCUGUGUUGGACCUGUGAUGGACCUGUGAUGGACCUGUGAUGGACCUGUGAUGGACCUGUG